Molecule: messenger RNA, 969 nt
Organism: Aspergillus glaucus CBS 516.65
Lineage: Eukaryota; Fungi; Ascomycota; Eurotiomycetes; Eurotiales; Aspergillaceae
Exons: 3
Coding region: 1-969 (322 amino acids)
Source: RefSeq, a predicted model, not a curated record
AUGACUGCGAGAUACGCCAAGGAUCAGCCUGCGGGCUUCACCAACCGCAUUGAAAAGGUGGCUAUUGUCGGGGCCGGUGGCCAAGUUGGAAGUCAAUUGGCCCAAGGAAUCCCCAGAAAUGGCAAACACGCCUUGACCGCGAUCCAACGCACUGAAAGCAACAGCACACUCCCAGAAGGCAUCAACGUGAUCCGCGUCGACUACAGCAAUGAUGACAACACUGCCCUAGUCGAAGCCCUCCGCAGCAAACAAGUCCUUCUCAUCACAAUGGCAGUGGCCGCUCAAAUGGUCGCCAUCCCGAAACUCGUCCGCGCAGCCGCCAAAGCCGGCGUCCUACAAAGCAUGCUGAAGGCCAGUCGCAACAGGAUCGUCCAAGAUAUUGAAAGUCUGGGCGUCAGUUUGCAUUUGCUGCUCGUGUGCAACUUUUGGUACGAAUUCAGUCUAGGCGGUGGUGCGGAUCGGUUUGGAUUCGAUUUCCAAAAACAAUCUUUCAUCUGGUUCGAUGAUGGGGAUGUGCGGUUUUUCGUUAGUAUCUGGCCGCAAUGCGGUCGGGCCAUUGCCGGUCUGCUCAGUCUGAAGGAACUCCCCGAGGAUGAAUCGGACAAGUCGCCCAGUCUGUCUCAGUUCCGGAACACUCCUGCCUAUAUUUCCUCUUUCCGAGUCACUCAGCGAGACAUGUUUGAGAGUGUCAAGCGAGUGACUGGCACGACGGAUGCCGACUGGGCUAUCACCCGCGAGUCGGCCGAGCAGCGUUGGGAGAAGGGCUUUGAGGCCGUGAAGCAGUGCAAUUUCGGGGCGUUUCCGAAAAUGUUGUACAGUCGGAUGUUUCUCCCUUCUGCUGAUGGUGACUAUCAGUCUCGUCGGGCGCUGGAUAAUGAUAUUCUUGGGUUGCCUGUUGAGGAUUUGGAUGAGGCUACGGCUGUUGCGGUGAAGAUGGGGGAGAAUGGUGAAGUGGCACAUUCGCAUUAG